This is a messenger RNA of Fraxinus pennsylvanica, 1221 nucleotides long. The record is from the annotation of a GenBank genome assembly. Lineage: Eukaryota; Viridiplantae; Streptophyta; Magnoliopsida; Lamiales; Oleaceae.
AUGAUAAUUUACCUACGAAGAUUCAAAGAAGGCCGCCUGGAGUGGAGGAGAACGGAGGCACGAUUGUGUGAGAUGAGGGAUGAUCCAGUUUUUCCCAGCAACGCCAUUUUGUUAUUAACCGAUGAUGGAAGGCUCAUUUUGCAGCAGGAAGAUAGAGAUGACGUAAAUAUUGUGAAUCCUGGCCAGUCUGUUGCGUCAGCUUCAAUACUUGACAAUGGCAAUUUCGUGCUGUUUGAUUCCUCAGGGAGGAUUAGAUGGCAGAGUUUUGAUCACCCAACCGACACUCUUUUGCCCGGCCAAUGUCUCCCAGCUGGAGAAGAUCUCGUCUCCAGUGCUUCAAAAACAAACCCUGCCCGAGGGAUUUUCCGUCUUGUGAUGCAAACUGAUGGGAACCUGGUGCAAUACCCUGUGGAAAUUGACGGACCCAAAUAUGCUUAUUAUGCAUCAGGUACCUAUGGAAGAGGCAACAAUGUAUCCUUGAAUCUGGAUAAUAAUGGCCAUCUUUAUUUGUUAAAUGGAAGCACCAUUAUAAGCAAUAUAACAACAGGACAAUAUCGAACAAGAAUUCUCUACCUCGUGAGAAUUGACGUUGAUGGUAUAUUUCGAUUAUAUUAUCGCUCAUUGGAUCCUCAAGGAAACUGGACUAUAGAAUGGUCAACCACAGAAGAUAAAUGUGCCCCAAUGGGUUUAUGUGGGUUGAAUGGUUUUUGUAUUCUGAUGGAUGAAGUUGCAGAAUGUGUAUGCAUUCCAGGAUUCGAUCAUGUUAAUCUGGGCAAUUGGAGCUCAGGAUGCGAAAGGAAUUUUGCUAUGGAAGGUUGUAAAGCCAAUAAUCAACAUAUCAGUUAUGAAAUCAGAUCAUUGGAUAACACAAUGUGGGAAGAUGCUAAUUAUGCUGUUUUAGAAGGACUGACUAAAGAAGAUUGUGGAAAAGCUUGUUUAGAGGACUGCAACUGUGAUGCAGCUCUCUUACAAGAUGGAAGCUGCAGAAAGCAAAGGCUUCCAUUGAGAUAUGGAAGAAGAUUUCAGAAUAGUUCAGAUGUUGCUCUUAUCAAGGUCAGCACAACAACGACUAGAGGAGUUUUGGGUGAUUCAGACAGAGAAAUCAAGAAAGAGAUUCGUCUAGACGUCUUAAUUAUUAGCAUUUCACUUGUUGCUUUAGCGGCCUUGAUCUUGACAAUUACCGGGAUUUAUGUCCACAAAAAUCGUGCAAGCAACAAAUGA